GCUACCUCGCUUUCCGGUCCUCGUCUCGUUCAUUUGUCUGCAUUUCGAGGUUUGUUUCAUACCGUGAGCGGAACGGAGGACAACGGAAACAAGACCUGCAAGGUUAAUAUGUCGUCUUGGGUGAAGGUAACCAGGGGCCAGCCGCAGAAACCUGCCGGUGGAAAAAGGAACAAACCAAGCGGGAUACCACGCCUUUUGGACAUUAAUCCAUACAAAUCCAACCAGAAGUCAACAUUCUCUGACAAAUAUCCAAGAGACGUGGAAGAACAGAAUAGCUUUGAAGAACUCUUUGGACAACAAUACCAUUAUCCUGCUGGCUCAGAGGAGUACUGUGAGAGAUAUCAAUAUUCCCAGAAGGACACCAAAUACAGUGCAGAUGACCGCCGAGAGAAGCUGUACCUGCAAUUUUACCAGCAGAUCCAAAAUGAAUACCACAAAGAACGACCUUCUGACUGUGUGAUUGUGGCCAUCAGCAAGGAACAGAUGGAGUACGCCACUUCCAUAGGCCAUCGAUUACAGGAUCAUGGCCUUGUGGUGGAGAUGAUUUACUUGACUUCAGAAUCUGGUCUCACACGCGCUCUACAAGAGGUUAAAAAUGACGGUUCCCCGUUUUGCAUUCUAGUUGAGCAGUCAAAUGUAGCUCUAUCCUCUUGCACCGCUAUCAUUCUUCAUGAUUCUAUCAAAAUACACCGUAAUAUGCCCAUGGAUGAUGCCCUGACUCUGAUAGUUAAGGCAUUCGGGAAAAUUUUUGGUGAGCGUGAACAGCAGGAACGUAAUGAGAUAUCACACAAAGCAGCUGAUCUGGCGGAUGACUACCUGGAGAGAGAGAUAUAUGAAUCUUACUCUGUCCCUCUGGACAUUAGACACCUUCUCUUCCUCUUAGGCGAAGGCAAAUAUUUAUAUUCCGAGGAGCUGAAUGCAAUCAGCGUCUACUUGAAGACCAGGAUAACUGAGUUGGAAGGAUUUGAGGAAGCUGAUACAACACAAGAGGCUAAUGCCAAGUAUGAAUCACUUGGUGGUUCCUCCUCGACACACCUGGAGAAGCCUCCACCUCUUCUUCCCACAUCUGGCAGGAAUCCCUUUAUGGGAAAAUCAAAGCCUUCCCUACUAGGAGAAAGGCCUUCCGGUCUCCUCCCUACACCAGAUCAUGGAGAUGAUGGUGUAAAUGCAUUAUUUGAGGCCAGUAUAGUACCAAACAGUGGCUGUUCAUCAGAUAUUCUUACCAAGCCUCCCCCUCUUCUUCCAACCCCUGGGAGAACACCAUUACUAGGACUUUCAAAAGCACCUCUCCUCCGUGACAGAGCCCCAGGUGGACUUUUACCUACACCGGGAAUACCUGGUCCAAAAGGCAAACCUCCUCCACUCUUGGCGAUGACUUCCAAAAGACCUGGUCUCCUUGGGUUUUCACCGCACCAGCAAGCAAAACGUCCACUGCUAGGAGAAAAGCCAGGGCUUCUUCCAACUCCUCUUGGUGAGCAUUAUGGUUCAGACGCCAUCUGGCGACCUCCUCCAUCCUCUCACUUGUUACACCUCCCCCGAUCAGCUGGUGAAUCAGGAAGUGCUGUUCCUGCAAAUACUAAUCCACUUCUCUGGCCGUCAAAACCCAAACCUCUUCUUGGCUAAAGCCAGAAAAUGCACAUCUAUUCAGCGUCUGUUAUGAGUUCUACCUGUGACUCCAUAUUAGAACAGUGCAGAAGAACUGCAACAGCAAAGUCUAAUUCCCCACAUUCCCAUAGAUGUUUUGGGGUUGUUAUUUUGUUUUGUUUUUUUAAUUUGUGUUUUUAUUUUAAUUUUUUUGUAGUCUUAAUUAUUGGUAUUUUCCCUUUUAUUGAAAUAUGUCUGGACAGACCAACAAAAAAACGUAGAAAGCAUUGGUGGGCCUUCAAUAGAAGGAUUUUUAAGAACGGCUGAAGAUGGUUGCUUCUGUUUUGUUUAUAUUUUCUUUGUAAUUAUCUUUUCUCUUAAGAGAAUAAAGAUUUUGUUUUACAAAAAACACUGUUUCUUCUCCUGUUUUCUUCUGUGGAUCCGAAGCCCCUUCAUUUUAAACUACCAAUCUAAAUGCCACAAACUGUUUCACUGAUUUAGCUUGCAAUUUAAAGAUCAUUUAAAUUUCCCCUAGAGUGGCAGGUGGCAUUACUGAACUUUACUUGC
Messenger RNA from Pelobates fuscus (common spadefoot toad), 2151 nucleotides. RefSeq names its product nuclear receptor coactivator 5-like. The transcript has 13 exons. The coding region runs from base 109 to 1623 and encodes 504 amino acids. The record is from RefSeq and is a predicted model, not a curated record. Lineage: Eukaryota; Metazoa; Chordata; Amphibia; Anura; Pelobatidae.